AUGAACUUCAAUAUUUCUAUUCAACUGUUCUUAUUUUUUAUUCUUUUUAACUCUAUUUCUUAUGUUUAUUCAGCAUCGAGUUCAUCAGUUUUUGCUAGUUCACUUAAAUAUACAAAUCGUAAAUUUGAUAAAACAACAGCUAAUCGAAAAAGUAAAGGUGCAACAUUUGGAAAUGAUAUCGAAAUAGAUGAUGAUGGAACACUUCAAUUUAAUUCAGAUGAAUCUCGAUUACGUUCAAUAUUACUUGAAAGUUAUGUACCUGAAGCACGACCAGUUAUUAAUACAACAACAGUAACUAUUGUCGAUGUUGGUCUUACCAUCAUUCAAGUGAUGAAUUUAGAUGAACAAAAUCAAGUAAUGACAACAAAUGUUCAAGUUAUAUUAAAAUGGCAAGAUGAACAUUUACGAUGGAUACCAAGUGAAUAUAAUGAUCAAAAUCGUACAGUUUUUUCUGCACUUGAAAUUUGGACACCAGACAUUGUUCUAUUCAAUUCAGCUGAUGUUGCUUAUUCUCAACGACGUGAACAUUAUUUAUUAACUGUUCAUUGGAAUGGUACAGUUGAAUGGGUCUAUCCAGAUGUAUUUCGAUCUUAUUGUGAUGUUGUUAUAACAUAUUUUCCAUUUGAUAAACAAAAUUGUACACUUGAAAUUCAAUCAUGGUCACGUCCAUCGGAUGAAUUAUUAGUUCGACAUCAACCACAAAAUGUUCGUCAACAAAGUCAAUAUAUUCGUACAGAAUGGCAAGUUUAUGAAAUUGUUGUACAAAAUGCUACCAUGAAUCGUUAUUUAUGGCUUGUAUUUCAUAUACAUAUGAAACGUAAUUAUCAAUUCUAUGUUAAUCAUAUGAUAUUUCCAUUUUCAAUCUUAUCUUGUUUAACAUUAUUUGUUUUUUGGCUUCCACCGGAUUCAGGUGAAAAAAUUACAUUAACAAUUACAAUUCUUCUUGCUUUAACAGUUUUUCUUCAACUUAUUUCUGAUUAUACGCCAAAAGCUUCUUCAAAUCUUCCUAUUAUUGGUAUAUAUUUUAAUGCCAAUUUAAUACUGGUGCUUAUUUCUGUUGUUCUUACAGUUGUCGUACUUAAUUUUCAUUAUCGUGGACCGAAAAAAUCACGUGUACCUCGUUGGUGUCGUCGUAUAGUAAUGGGUAAAAUUGGUCAUUGGCUUGGUUUUCAUUUUAUUAGUUAUGAACAAUUACUUUCUCCAUCAACUUCUACUAAAUCUUUUCCACGACGUUCUACUGAUCGUCAAGAUAAUUCAAAUGGUGACAUUGGUCGAAAUAAUAAACAUAGUAAAGUUAAAUUACCUCUUCUUUCAAAAACAACAACAAAAACAACAAGUGAUGAUGAUGGUGACAAAGAUGACAUUACUCAUACAUCAAUUCAACAACAUUCAUUAACACAUAAUAUUGAACAAAUAUUACUUAAAAUGCAAACACAAUUUGAUCCAAGUAGAAUCGAUGAUGAACAAUUAAAAGUUUCUAUAUUACGUGAAAUACUUGAAUGUCAACGUUUACUUUUAUCAAUACAUGCAAGAAAACAAAAUAUUGAUUCACAAUUAUUAUAUGAUAUAUAUGAAGAAUGGAAAAUUUUAGCUAUUAUUGUUGAUCGAAUUUGUUUUAUAUUUUAUCUUAUUAGUAUGCUUGCUGCAUCAAUUAUUUUCUUUGUACGAGAACCAAUUUUGAAUCGAAAUGGAUAA
Molecule: messenger RNA, 1695 nt
Organism: Rotaria sordida
Lineage: Eukaryota; Metazoa; Rotifera; Eurotatoria; Philodinida; Philodinidae
Source: the annotation of a GenBank genome assembly